This is a messenger RNA of Cylicocyclus nassatus, 3283 nucleotides long. The record is from the annotation of a GenBank genome assembly. Lineage: Eukaryota; Metazoa; Nematoda; Chromadorea; Rhabditida; Strongylidae.
AGGCAAUGGGGAAAGCAAAGGAGAAAGCGGCUGAUCUAAAUGAGCUCAAACAGGAAGUCAAGAUGGAUGAGCAUAUCAUCCCGCUCGAAGAGCUUGCGGCGAGAUAUAACUCAAACAUUGAGACGGGUCUUACAAAGGCGAGAGCUGCCGAAGUCCUUGCCAGAGAUGGACCAAACGCACUUUCACCUCCAAAAACAACUCCGGAAUGGAUAAAAUUCUGUAAAAAUCUUUUCGGUGGCUUCGCUCUUCUGCUUUGGGUUGGUGCGUUCCUAUGUUAUGUGGCCUAUUCGGUGGAUUAUUUCACCAUGGAAUAUCCUUCCAAAGAUAAUCUGUAUCUCGGUAUCGUACUGAUGACCGUCGUCGUAAUCACCGGUUGCUUCCAAUACUAUCAGGAAAGCAAAUCAAGCAAAAUUAUGGAAUCGUUCAAAAGCAUGGUCCCGACUUUCGCUCUCGUACACCGCGAUGGACAGAAACAGCAAAUCCGAACUGAAGAUCUGGUUGUAGGAGACAUUAUCGAAGUCAAGGGUGGAGAUCGUGUACCAGCUGAUAUCCGAAUCAUCUCGGCUUUUGGUUUCAAGGUGGACAACUCAUCCUUGACCGGAGAAUCCGAACCGCAGUCACGAUCACCAGAAUGCACUAAUGAGAAUCCUCUAGAAACUCGUAACAUCGCGUUCUUCUCUACUAAUGCCGUCGAAGGAACUGCAAAGGGAAUCGUCAUUUGUACUGGAGAUAGAACUGUCAUGGGUCGAAUUGCUCAUUUGGCUUCUGGGCUUGACACCGGCAUGACACCUAUUGCACGAGAAAUUGAGCAUUUUAUCCAUUUGAUCACCGGAGUGGCAGUGUUUCUUGGAGUGUCGUUCUUCAUAAUUGCGUUUAUUCUGGGAUAUCACUGGCUGACGGCUGUUGUGUUCCUUAUUGGUAUCAUUGUCGCAAACGUGCCUGAGGGUCUUAUCGCUACCGUAACCGUAUGUCUGACCUUGACUGCGAAACGAAUGGCUAGCAAGAACUGCUUGGUCAAGAACUUGGAGGCUGUAGAGACUUUAGGAUCGACUUCGACGAUUUGCUCCGAUAAGACUGGAACGCUAACGCAGAAUAGGAUGACUGUAGCACAUAUGUGGUACGACAAGACUAUCGAAGAAUGUGAUACGUCCGAAAAUCAGACCAGCGGUGGAGCUAGGAGGAAGGAGGGACCAACGUUUGAUGCUCUCGUUCGCAUUGCUGCACUCUGCAACAGAGCCGAAUUCAAGCCAGGGCAACAAGACAUUCCCAUUCUCCGUCGAGACUGCACCGGCGACGCUUCUGAGAUUGCUCUACUAAAAUUCACUGAGCUGACAAUCGGAAACAUUCAUGGUUUUCGUGAGAAAUCACCCAAAGUCGCCGAGAUUCCAUUCAACUCAACAAAUAAGUAUCAGGUCUCCAUACAUGAUGUUCCCGAAAGCGACAGCUAUCUUCUUGUAAUGAAAGGAGCUCCAGAACGUAUUCUUGAUGUGUGCAGCACAAUAUUCCUAAAUGGUAAAGAGGAGGCCUUGGACGAAAAGCUUCGCUCCGAUUUUAACAGCGCUUAUUUGGAACUCGGAGGAAUGGGGGAGCGUGUGCUAGGAUUUUGCGACUUUGUCCUUCCAGCCGACAAGUAUCCAAAAGGCUACGAAUUCGACACUGAAAAGGUCAACUUCCCACUGAAGGGACUGCGUUUCGUUGGACUGAUGUCCAUGAUUGACCCGCCACGUGCGGCUGUGCCCGAUGCCGUCGGGAAGUGUAGAUCCGCUGGUAUCAAAGUCGUCAUGGUCACUGGUGAUCACCCUAUCACCGCUAAGGCUAUUGCUAAGUCAGUGGGGAUCAUUAGUGAAGGAGCCGAGACCGUGGAGGACAUUGCCAUUCGUCGUGGAAUUCCAGUGGAGGAUGUUGAUCCUUGCGAAGCAAAAGCGGCUGUAGUGCACGGGUCAGAUCUGAGAGAGAUGAGCGAGGAUCAGCUGGCUGAGGUCAUCCGCAACCACUCCGAGAUUGUGUUUGCCCGAACAUCACCACAACAAAAGCUGAUGAUUGUGGAAGGUUUCCAAAGACAGGGACAAAUUGUUGCUGUGACUGGGGACGGUGUCAACGACUCACCUGCUCUGAAAAAAGCUGACAUUGGUGUAGCUAUGGGUAUUGCCGGCUCAGACGUCUCCAAACAAGCAGCCGACAUGAUCCUUCUCGAUGACAACUUCGCUUCCAUCGUCAUCGGCGUUGAAGAAGGACGUCUCAUUUUCGACAAUCUCAAAAAGUCCAUCGCUUACACGCUGACCUCAAACAUUCCCGAGAUCUCACCUUUCCUCACCUACAUCCUGUUUGGUAUCCCACUUCCACUAGGAACCGUCACUAUCCUUUGCAUUGAUCUGGGAACGGAUAUGGUUCCCGCUAUCUCUCUUGCCUACGAGGAAGCUGAAUCGGAUAUUAUGAAAAGGCAACCUCGCGACCCCAUUCGUGACAAACUCGUGAACGAACGUCUAAUUUCGCUGGCUUACGGACAAAUUGGUAUUAUCCAGGCAUCUGCUGGAUUCUUCACAUACUUCUGGAUCAUGGCCGAUAACGGCUUCUGGCCAAAAGAUCUCUAUCAACUUCGUGCCCAAUGGGAUUCUCGUGCAUACAACAAUGUUAGGGAUUCAUAUGGACAAGAAUGGACCUAUGCAAAUCGCAAAAUUCUGGAAUACACCUGCCAGACUGCUUAUUUCGUUUCCAUCGUCAUUGUACAGUGGGCUGACUUGAUCAUCUCGAAAACCCGUCGUAACUCCAUUGUCCAGCAGGGUAUGACAAACUGGACCCUAAACUUCGGUCUAGUGUUUGAAACAGCACUUGCAUGGUUCAUGUGCUAUUGUCCAGGGCUUGACAACGGUCUACGUAUGUAUGGAUUGAGAUUCUCAUGGUGGUUCUGUGCCCUGCCAUUCUCAGUACUGAUCUUUGUUUAUGAUGAAGCACGUCGUUUUGCAAUCAGACGUUGGCCAGGAGGAUGGGCCGAAAGAGAAACUUAUUAUUAGAUUGUUUUUUUUUGUAUUUUUGUUUAUCUAGUCAUUUUUGUGUCAUAUAGAAUGUAGGAUCUGAGAUUACGUGCUUGUGUAACUGCCUUAGUAUAGUUUUAUUUAUUUUCGUUUUUUUGGCUUUGUCGCUUUAGACUCCUAGAUUGAUGGAGCAUUCCCCUAGCCUCAAACUUGUGAGAUUGUAAUCAAAAUGUUUGUCAUUAUUUUGUUAAGUUAGUGCAGUCAUUAUUUAAUUUAAAAUGGUUUCUAGUGACUUGUGUGAAUAAAAAAAA